GGCAGUGUGCGUUCAGACGUCCUGCAGACUGGACGUAUUCCGCGCUCCCAGCGAACCGCUCGCGAAACUAUCCCAUUCAAAAAAGUAACCGAAAUAAGUGGACAAGGUUUGUCACGUUGUGCUGCGAUUGCGUUUUUGCCCAAUUGUAAUUAUUAUCCGCAUUGUUGAGUGCAUACAUGGAUACCGCGAUGACAUUACAGCUGAAGUUCCCACUUGAAGAAAUGGGGUUAAUGAACUGAACUGUCAAGUGUAAUUAUUGAAACCAAAGACAAAAUAGUGUUUGACGCGAGCUCACGAUGGCUGCGAAACGGAAGGCUGGCGCUUUGCUCCAACAUGUUCUGCCAAAGGAUAAUUUAACUCCGGAACCGGCGGAUAUGAACGAAGACGACAAUUUCACAAGUCAAGGCUACGCGAAAGACGCUGAGAAGUUGAAAAUGAUGUUGCUAGCAUGGAAUUACCACAAUCAAUCAGGCCGUAACGGCGACAUAUCAGAGACUGGUGCAGACAGCAGCAUGGCGGACCUUUGGGCUUCCUACCACAGCGCCCUGGGCCUCGGAAGUAAGCCCCCAAAACCACCCACGCCUUUGGCUACCGGACACUCGAGCCCCAUUCACGUUGGCUCAGCGACCCCAGUCGAACCGGCCUCUACUCACGACGAGACUUCAUCAUCCGAUAGAACUAAGGAUGAUGAUGAUGGUGGCGCAUCUGAUGAUGACAGUGAUGACAGAGUGGAUCCGCAGCAUCACGACCCGGAACGAUUAAAGGCUUUUAACAUGUUCGUCCGCCUCUUCGUAGACGAGAACCUCGAUAGGAUAGUUCCUAUAUCAAAACAGCCGAAGGAGAAGAUUCAAGCCAUCAUCGACUCUUGUACCAGGCAGUUCCCAGAGUUCGCAGAGCGAGCUCGCAAACGGAUCAGGACGUACUUGAAGAGUUGCAGGCGCAAUAAGAAGGUGCGGGGUGACGGGCCGGCAGCUGGCAACGGUGGGGGGAGCACGCCAUCAGGCAAUGCCUGGGACACUGCGGUGCGUCCGACUCCCGCGCACUUAACGUCUGUACAAGCUGAACAUAUCUUGGCGCAGGCGUGUGAGAACGAGAGCCUCAACGCAAAGCGCAUGCGGCUGGGACUCGAUCCGGUCAGCCAGCCGAUGCCGACCGUGCCCACACCGAUGGCUAUAGACACAACCGCGACGUCGUCGUUCCUCAACCUAUACAGUGGUGCCAUCAGCAGCCCAGCGGCCACCACCACCACCACCGCAGGCCACAGCAAGGCAGCAGCGGACACCACACGACCCUCCAACAGCCCCACAUUGGAGCCCCUGCUCAAUAAUAACAGCCUGAAACUGGACAACGCCAAUGGCAGCACGGGCAGUAAGACUGCCAGUCCCGCGUCAUCUCCGGCUCCACUUUUCCGGCCAACAUUCCCAUCCACGUUCGGCAACCCACCGACAUUCGGACGGCAAAAUUCAUCCUCGAAUCAGGCGUCAGCGCUGUCAAAUACGGCUCUCUUGUCAACUCUUACUGCUUUACCGCCAACAGGUGUUGGUGUGAACGCAGCGAUGGCUGCCUACCAAAGCGCGCUUCUGUCCGCAAUGGCGGCGCACACGCACACAUUCCCAAAUAUGACUGCCCCAACGGACCUGUCCCUCAAGACAUCCACAACCACACUUCACUCGACAUCCACGCCAUCUAUCACUGGCACAACGUCGCAGAAGUCGCUUCUCUCACACAAACUAUCCGGCUCCGAAGUUGGCGCGGUCCGGCAACUGAUCACAGGCUACCGCGAAUCAGCUGCUUUCCUCCUUCGAUCGGCUGACGAGUUGGAAACUUUACUGCUAAACCAGCCCUAGGGAACGCCCAAUCUGGCUAACUACUUCGGAUUCAAAUUCGGAUACUUCUAAAACGUCAAUUUGAACUGUCAAAUGUUGCGCAAACAUGGCCGCCGUGUCAGAUUUGACAUUUGUGACAGAUCGUUGUAUAGAAAUUAUAUCAGUCUUAUUGUAUUUGAAAUUGAUUUCGAUUAUAUUUUUGAAAAAUUACAUAACAGAAAUUAGUUAAAUUUAUACAUCAUUAAUAUAGGUGAAAGAAGUUAGAAAAUGAGUUUUCAUUUAUUUUUAACUGACUGAUGUGACUUUUUCUAUACAAUUCUACAGUAUUGAAAUUUCAAAGGGUUGAAAA
Messenger RNA from Zerene cesonia (dogface butterfly), 2175 nucleotides. RefSeq names its product nucleolar protein 4-like. Bases 297 to 1847 code for a protein of 516 amino acids. The transcript has 13 exons. NCBI's taxonomy places the organism in Eukaryota, Metazoa, Arthropoda, Insecta, Lepidoptera, Pieridae. The record is from RefSeq and is a predicted model, not a curated record.